CCCUUUGUUGUGUUUUCACUUCAUGAGGAAGUAGAGCUGAGAUGGGCCGCGAGGAGUUGACGUUCCGUCUGAACGACGAGGAGUACAAGAACUGGCUGAAAGCAGGACGCUGCCUGCUCAUCCUGAAGGACGGCCUCCUUCCGUUCACCGACCAGCAGCUGAGAGCUUUCCACGGAGAUUUGCUCAACCAGUAUCCUCCCCUGCGGAGACCCUGCGAGACCUCUUCCUGUAAACCCAGAGGAAAUACGCUUGUCUCGGUAUGCAGGGUGUGUGCAGAGUGGCAGAGAGUUAUCCUGAAACACCACAGACAGCCAGAUGGCACAAUCCACUGGACAAACUGUGUUCCACGUUACUGGAGGACGGACCACUGGGAGCUGGCCAAGGCGUACAUGCCACGAGGUCAGACUAAGGUGAGCCGCGCCGACGAGUUCGACGCCUCGGCUCUGCUCAACCUGAUCAACUACUGCGACUGUUUCAGCUCCGUGGAUCCGAAGCUGGUGAGACAGGUGAUUCAGUGCAGGAACGAGCUGAUGCACUCUUGCGAGUUUCGGGUGAAGGACGACUGGAUGAGGCGCUACAGGACGGCUCUGAGGCACUUUGUGCAGCAGCUGAGCUUCGUGCCCCACAUGCUGACCGUCGGGAGGCAAAUCGAAGACAUGCUGACCGUAGAUCUUUCGAUACGCGUGUUUGGUGUCGACCGACUGGACUCCGCUGGCCCAUCGGCCGAUUCGGACCCUGACUCGCCGGAGUCCGGCACCGAGUCGGUCAGCCGGUGGGAAGCCGAGCUGCUGCGGGAGAUGCUGCGGGAGUGUCUGCGUGCUGCUAACGAGGAAGACGAGGAUGCAAAGACGCAUGACGCGGAGCAGCUGAAACGGCUGCGGGGCUUCCUCCAGGCAAACAAAGAUCUAGGAGAGCAGUUCUCCUCCGAGCUCCAAGCUAUCGACUCUCUGGAGGCUAAAGGAGGAGAAGAAAGUUAAAAGAGAACCAGAGUAUGUUUUGCACUCUAUGUGGGCUGGUACUUGGUGCUUAAAAUGGUCUGAGGUCAGAACAAGUUGGGGAACAGCAGUACACAGUUUAUUGUUUCGACUGUAUGCACUUAUUAAAAGGGAUACGGGGGACAAAUGUAAAAAAAAAUUGUAAGAAAAAAUCUUUGGCUACCAAUAAUAUCAACUGUCUGUUUAUAUAUCUAGCAAAAAUAUCCAAAGAUUAUUAUUUUUAAAUAAUUUACUGUUUUAAUACAAAAUGUGGCUUGACUUAAAGGCCUUUUAUUUUAUAUCUUUUAUGUUGGAGAAGGCUAUUGAUAGCUUUUCUCCACCUUUAACUACAAUAAUCCUCCAUCACGACAGCAUGUCUGUGUUUUUAGCAAUGGUUUGAUUCACAGCUUUGAAUGUUCUCCUGUUCAAACAGGCUCAAAAUCCGACAUUCAGGUCCAAAUAAAACGUAGAAAAAUGAAA
Molecule: messenger RNA, 1454 nt
Organism: Xiphophorus hellerii (green swordtail)
Lineage: Eukaryota; Metazoa; Chordata; Actinopteri; Cyprinodontiformes; Poeciliidae
Exons: 6
Coding region: 42-977 (311 amino acids)
Source: RefSeq, a predicted model, not a curated record